This is a messenger RNA of Elephantulus edwardii (Cape elephant shrew), 2259 nucleotides long. It is a transcript of the gene NIBAN2, whose product is annotated as family with sequence similarity 129, member B. The record is from RefSeq and is a predicted model, not a curated record. Bases 1 to 2259 code for a protein of 752 amino acids. Lineage: Eukaryota; Metazoa; Chordata; Mammalia; Macroscelidea; Macroscelididae. The transcript has 14 exons.
AUGGGGGACGUGCUGUCCACACACCUGGAUGACGCCCGGCGCCAGCACAUCGCAGAGAAAACAGAUAAGAUCCUGACCAAGUUCCUCCGUUUCUAUGAGGACCAGUAUGGCGUUGCUCUCUUCAACAGCAUGCGCCAUGAGAUUGAGGCCAUCGGCACGCCACAGGCCCAGCUCCUCUGGAGAAAGGUACCGCUGGAUGAGCGCAUCAUCUUCUCUGGGAACCUCUUCCAGUACCAGGAGGACAAUAAGAAGUGGAGGAACCGCUUUUGCCUUGUGCCCCACAACUAUGGCCUGGUGAUUUACGACAGCAAAGUGGCCUACGAGCGGCAGGUCCCACCCCGAGCCGUCAUCAACAGCGCAGGCUACAAAAUUCUCACCUCCGUGGAUCAGUACCUGGAGCUUGUGGGCAACUCCUUACCAGGGAUCACAUCAAAAUCAGGCAGCACCCCCAUCCUCAAGUGCCCCACACAGUUCCCUCUCAUCCUCUGGCAUCCUUCUGCGCGGCACUACUACUUUUGCAUGAUGACGGAGGCCGAGCAAGACAAGUGGCAGGCUGCCCUGCAGGACUGCAUCCGGCACUGCAACAAUGGGAUCCCCGAGGACUCCAAGGUGGAGGGCCCUGCAUUCACGGAUGCCAUCCGCAUGUACCGCCAGUCCAAGGAGCUGUAUGGCACCUGGGAGAUGCUGUGUGGGAACGAGGUGCAGAUCCUCAGCAACCUGGUGAUGGAGGAGCUGGGUCCUGAGCUGAAGGCUGAGCUUGCCCCACGGCUGAAGGGGAAACCUCAGGAGCGACAGCGGCAGUGGAUCCAGAUCUCAGAUGCCGUGUACCGCAUAGUGUAUGAGCAGGCCAAGGCACGCUUUGAAGCAGUGCUGUCCAAGCUGCAGCAGGCCCGGCCAGCCAUGGAGGCUUUUAUCCGCACGGACAUGGACCAGAUCAUCACCUCCAAGGAGCACCUGGCCAACAAGAUCCGGGCCUUCAUCCUCCCCAAGGCGGAGGUGUGUGUGCGGAACCACGUCCAGCCCUACAUCCCGUCCAUCCUGGAGGCACUGAUGGUGCCCACCAGCCAGGGCUUCACUGAGGUGCGGGACGUCUUCUUUAAGGAGGUCACCGACAUGAACCUGAAUGUCAUCAACGAAGGCGGUAUCGACAAGCUGGGCGAGUACAUGGAGAAGCUGUCCCAGCUGGCCUUCCACCCACUCAAGAUGCAGAGCUGCUAUGAGAAGAUGGAGCCGCUGCGUCUCGAUGGGCUACAGCAGCGUUUCGACGUGUCUAGCACAGCUGUGUUUAAGCAGCGAGCCCAGAUUCACAUGCGUGAGCAAAUGGACAACGCCGUGUACACCUUUGAGACCCUCCUACACCAGGAGCUGGGGAAGGGGCCCACUAAGGAGGAGCUGUGCAAAUCCAUCCAGCGGAUACUAGAGCGGGUGCUGAAGAAAUAUGAUUAUGACAGCAGUUCUGUACGCAAGAAGUUCUUCCGGGAGGCGCUGCUACAGAUCACCAUCCCGUUCCUGCUCAAGAAGCUGGCCCCCACUUGCAAGUCGGAGCUGCCUCGGUUCCAAGAGCUGAUCUUUGAGGACUUUGACAAGUUCAUCCUGGUGGAAAACACGUAUGAGGAGGUGGUGCUGCAGACUGUCAUGAAGGACAUCAUGCAGGCUGUGAAGGAGGCCGCUGUGCAGAGGAAGCACAACUUGUACCGGGACAGCGUGGUCAUGCACAACAGUGACCCCAACCUGCACCUGCUGUCAGAGGGCGCCCCCAUCGACUGGGGUGAGGAGUAUGGUGGCAGUGGCAAUGGUGGGGGUGAUGUGAGCAGUGGCAGUCCUCGCCCUGAUGCUUCUGACAGUGCCACCCUCUCGGAGAAGCGAUGGCGUGCCAAGCAGGUGGUAUCUGUGGUCCAGGACGAUGAGGUGGAGCUGCCCUUUGAGGUGAGCCCUGAGCCACUCUCACCUGCAUCCCUGGACAGUGUCACUGAACUCCGUGGCAUGCUGGCCCAGGAUCUACGAGCCGACAGUCCCCCACCGGCCAGCCCCCUGCCCAAUGGAGCCCCCGCCCAAGAGAGUCCACAGCCUGUGACAGACUCUGAGGCCUCCUUGCCACCCAGCUCGCCCCUUCAGCAUCUGCCAUCUGGAAAGACCCCGGACCCUGAACCUCCCAAGCCCAGUGACCAGGAGACCGGGGAGCAGGUGUCCAGUUCCAGCAGCCGUCCCCCCAUCCACACCACCACUGAAAACAGUGCUGGGGUGCAGACUGAGUUUUAG